Molecule: messenger RNA, 1969 nt
Organism: Polypterus senegalus (gray bichir)
Lineage: Eukaryota; Metazoa; Chordata; Cladistia; Polypteriformes; Polypteridae
Product: zinc finger protein 664-like
Exons: 3
Coding region: 303-1658 (451 amino acids)
Biological process (GO): regulation of transcription by RNA polymerase II
Molecular function (GO): DNA-binding transcription factor activity; RNA polymerase II cis-regulatory region sequence-specific DNA binding
Source: RefSeq, a predicted model, not a curated record
GCCUGCGCAGAUGAGUGGACGGGGUUAACAGCUCCUUCGUCGCAGACUGAUGACGUACUUUAAUGUCUUAUGCGAUUCCAUCGAUCUCACGGUAACCACCCGAACUGAAUCAGACUCUCCUGCUUAGAUGUUUUGCACGCCACAAGAAAAAGCAAACGUGCGGAGGAUACAUGGCCAUGCAGUGAGGUGUCUAAUGGCUUCCAGGGUAGGACUUUCCAUGUGAGAAGGGAAUUUUUAAAAUUUUUUUUUUUAGAAGACAAAGCCGGGCAUUUGGAAGGAGAGAAAAGACUUUUCCACGGAGCAUGGCCUCGGCCAACGAUGGAGACAUGAAUGAAAGAGUUGCCCCCGUUAAACAAGACGAAUGUGAGUGGGAUGCACCCGAUGGCUUAUGUAUAAAGCAAGAGGAUUGUGAGGGUAGAAUUUCAGUUUUUAAGUCGGAGGGGGAAAUCAUUCAGUGUAAAGUGGAAGAUACCGAGGAUUUCUCCGUUACCUUUGAACUUCUAAAGCAGGAGACUGGAAAUAUUUUCAAGCAAGAGAUUUGUGAAGCAUCUCCUUCCACUUUUCAGCCCCGGUUCACUAAUACGGGACAACUGGCAGCCCUGGAGAACUCUGUGGCACUGACAUCUGAGACAGAAUGCGAGUCUGAAGAGAAAGUCAGUGAGGGACACAGGACAGAAGAAGAAGGAAGAGGAGGAGAAGUGCAGCAGUCAUCUCGGAGUGUGGGAACAAAAUUCCAGAAGAAUGUCUGCUUCUCCCCACAUUCAUCUGCUCCAGCUUCUCUUCAUUGCAGACUGCAAGAGAAGCAAAACAAGGCAAAGAGGAAGUGUAGUUCUCAUCCCAUAAUAGAAGCAAUCGGCACUGACCAACAAAAAGUGCAAGACACAGACUACAAGGAUGUGUCAGCUUCCCAAGAAUGUGAACAAACUUUUAAAAACAAGUCUGUAUGUGAAGAUGUCAAGUCGAUUGAUACAAGAACAAAGACAUUUAGCUGUUCUGAGUGUGGCAAAAGAUUCCUCCAUAAGAGCAGACUUCAGGCACACAUAAGAAUUCAUACUGGAGAAAAACCUCAUAGCUGCUCUGAAUGUGGCAAAAGAUUCAUUAAACGUAGCUGUCUCCAGAGGCACAUAAGAAUUCAUACCGGAGAGAAGCCAUAUUGCUGUUCCGAGUGUGGCAAACGCUUCACCAUAAGUAGCCAUCUUCAGAGCCACAGACGAACUCAUACUGGAGAAAAACCAUAUUGUUGUUCUGAAUGUGGAAAGAGAUUUUCUGACAGUUACAGUGUCCAAAUUCAUGCCAGAAUCCACACAGGAGAAAAACCCUAUGGCUGUGCUGAAUGUGGGAAACGAUUCAUUAAACAUAGCUCUCUUCAAAGUCACACAAUAAUCCACACUGGAGAAAAGCCCUAUUGCUGUUCUGAAUGUGGAAAACAGUUCACUGUCAGUAGCUAUCUUCAGAGCCACAAAAGAAUUCAUACAGGAGAGAAGCCCUAUGGCUGUUCUGAAUGCGGCAAACAGUUUCACACAAGUAGCACUCUUCAGAGGCAUCACCGAAUUCAUACUGGAGAGAAGCCAUAUGGCUGUUCUGAAUGUGGCAAACAGUUCUCCUAUAAUCACAGUCUUCAGAAUCACUUAAGAAUCCACACUUCUCUGCAGUUGUGAACGAGGCAAAAGAUUUUCCUAUAGCAGCAGCCUUCUCAGUCCUUACUUCUGAUUUCUGAUUCUCACUUUUAAGUAAUUUUCGUGAGCACUCGGGGAUCCACAGUGAAGAGAAGCCUUAUUGUUGUGAUGUGGCAAACGAUUCUCAACCAAGAGUGGAGUUCAUGGCCAUAAAAGAAUUCACACUGAUAAGAAGCCUUAUGGUAGUUCUGAAUGUGUCAAAUGAUUCUCAGACAGCAGGGGCCUAAUGUAUAAACGGUGCGUACGCACAGAAAUGUUGCGUAAGAACUUUUCCACAUUUAAAUCGCGAUGCA